This is a messenger RNA of Acipenser ruthenus (sterlet), 2941 nucleotides long. RefSeq names its product calsequestrin-2. Gene Ontology annotation, biological process: regulation of cardiac muscle contraction by regulation of the release of sequestered calcium ion. The record is from RefSeq and is a predicted model, not a curated record. Bases 220 to 1503 code for a protein of 427 amino acids. Lineage: Eukaryota; Metazoa; Chordata; Actinopteri; Acipenseriformes; Acipenseridae. The transcript is spliced from 11 exons. Gene Ontology annotation, molecular function: calcium ion binding. Gene Ontology annotation, cellular component: sarcoplasmic reticulum lumen.
GCAGAUUCCUACUGCCUGUCUUUUUUUGUCUUUCUCUUUGUCUUGGGCAGAGAACUACAGCGGCAGGCUGGCUUUCUCUGUUAUGAAGAGCUUCCAGUAAAACUUAAACUGAGGAAAUAAAACUAUAGGGACGCACCGCAGUUCCUGUCUGUGUCUUACGGCCCUUUAAUUUAAUUUAAUUGAAUUGUAUUUUAUUAUUUCUCUUUAUCAAUUGCAAACAUGAGGAUCAUCUGGUUCUUGCUGCCGUGUCUUUAUCUAAUCUCAUUUUGCAUUGCGGAAGAAGGGCUUGAAUUUCCUACUUACGAUGGAAAGGACCGGGUGAUAGACAUUGAUGCAAAAAAUUACAAGAAGGCGCUGAAGAAGUAUGACAUGCUGUGUCUCCUCUACCAUGAGCCCAUUCCUUCCAGCAAGGAGCUGCAGAAGCAGUUUCAAAUGACUGAGCUGGUGUUGGAGCUUGCUGCCCAGGUUCUGGAAGAUAAACACAUUGGGUUUGGAAUGGUAGAUUCAAAGAAAGAUGCCAAAGUGGCCAAAAAACUUGAUCUGAACGAGGAAGGCAGUGUCUAUGUGUUCAAAGCUGAACGUGUCAUUGAGUUUGAUGGAGAACUCGCUGCAGACGUCCUGGUUGAAUUUCUGUUAGAUCUGAUGGAAGAACCAGUGGAGUUCAUCAGCAACCCCUCAGAACUCCGAGCCUUUGACAACAUCGACCAGGAGAUCAAACUCAUUGGCUAUUUCAAAAACGAAGAUUCAGAACAUUUUCAUGCUUUUGAAGAGGCAGCUGAGCACUUCCAGCCUUACAUUAAAUUCUUCGCAACAUUCGACAAAGGAGUUGCAAAGAAACUUACUUUGAAAAUGAAUGAGGUGGACUUUUAUGAAUCUUUCAUGGAAGACCCAGUUACCAUUCCUGGAAAGACACACACUGAAGAGGAAAUUGUGGAGUAUGUGAAUGAACACAAACGAGCUACUCUUAGAAAGUUGCGUGCACAAGACAUGUUUGAGACCUGGGAGGACGAUUUGGAUGGAUCCCACAUUGUUGCCUUUGCUGAAGAGGAAGACCCUGAUGGUUUUGAGUUCCUGGAGAUUCUUAAAGAAGUGGCCAGAGACAACACCAACAACCCUGACCUCAGUAUUUUGUGGAUUGACCCAGAUGACUUUCCAUUGUUGAUCGCUUAUUGGGAGAAAACCUUCAAAAUUGACCUCUAUAAACCCCAAAUUGGAGUGGUGAAUGUUACUGAUGCUGAUAGUGUGUGGAUGGACAUCACAGAUGAUGAAGACCUGCCCACAGCUCAGGAGCUGGAGGAUUGGAUUGAGGAUGUGCUGUCUGGGAAAGUGAACACUGAGGAUGAUGAUGAUGACAAUGAUGAUGAUGAUGAUGAUGAUGACAAUGAUGAUGAUGAUGAUGAUGACGAUGAUGAUGAUGAAGAUGAUGAUGAUGAUGACGAUGAUGAUGACGAUGAUGAUGACGAUGAUGACGAUGACGAUGACGAUGAUGACGAUGAUGAUUAAUUUAUUAACUGUGUAUCUAUGACAGAAUCUUUCAUCACAGGCAUUAUACAAAUACUUAGACUUACAGUUUGUGCUGGAUUCUGCUGCUAAAAAAAGGAUUCCUCUGCCAGUGGCAGCAAGUUCAGGAAAAACUCCACCUUGAACGAUUUUAUAGAUAAAACAGUUUUGUACAUUUUGUACUUUCACUAUUUUAUCCUAUUAUUGUUUAGAUUUUUUCUUUAAAUCCAUUUUUCAAAAGUCAAAAACAAAUAACAUCUUGUUUACUGAAGUAACAAAAGAAUUACCAGUUAAAAAAGGGUUACAGAAUCAGGAAUGUAAUUAUGUCAAUAACACAUGUGAAAAAACAACAACAUUAUUUUAUAUUUUACGAAUGUAAAAUACAUGUUUGAGAAUUAGACUUUUUAACUUUUUUUUUGCUGAAAACCUACCAUUUGCUUGUAUAAGGUCAUUAUAAACAGUUAGAGAACCUAGCCCGUAGUGGUUGAAACCUGGAAUAUACAAAACCAAAUCUCUUUAAUGACUUUACAUUACCAUUGACAACAUAUGUGGCUUUCAAAAUCUCUCUUUGGACCAGAGAUAGUAGAUAUAAAACUUUAGAAAAAAAUGUCUUUAAGGACAAGUGUCUUGAGUCGGUCAUGUCUAUGACAGUUGAAUAAUGUGAUAAUGAAUUCUGUCAAGGCUACAGUGUAUAUUUUAUUUUGAACUCUGAGAAAGGAGCGGUAUGCUAUAAAAAUGCACAGAAUUACACUGGUAAACCAACAGCGAUAAGCUCAAUCAUUUUUACAAUGUACUGUAAUAUCGAAUCUACAUGUUUACGCCCAUCGCAAAUGGCAACUACAGCGUAAGCAGGAAAAACGUUCAGCAUAUGACACAUUAGAGUUAAAAUACUUUAGGGUUAAAAUACAUAUCACACCUGUAUGUCACAUAUAUUUAAAUAAGUUUUUUUUUUUUAGUAAAAUAAGGUUUGAUAUUCAUGUUUGACAGGUAGUUGUAAGGUAGUCAUGAGUAUCAAAUUGAAUUUUAUUCAUUAAAAAAAUCUUUAAAUACCUCAUGUGAAUAGGGCCUAAUAAGUCACAGUCUCCAAUAUUGUGCCAAAAAAUGUUUAUGCCAUUUUCUGACCAGAGAUGCUUAUUUUAUAUGUCUAGUAAAACAAUGUAUUUUCAAAGGCAAGUCAAACAGCAUCAGUACAAUAUAUACCCAAGAGUAAGGCUUCACUAUUGUUCUGUUGACAUUUAUAACCAAAUAAAUCAUGUGAAUGAAGCUUCCUACCUUGCAUUCUACUCACAGGGGUCCCUUGUGAUCCAUCAAUGUACAUGUUUUAGAGAUUUGACUCCUGUGAAAUGCUGUUAUCUCCCUUUCUUGGUGAACGCAUGCUAGGGAAAUUGGCCAUCUAUUGUCAGGAAUGUACCUUAAUAAUAAAAACAAAUAUAAACUACAA